Molecule: messenger RNA, 2344 nt
Organism: Leucoraja erinaceus (little skate)
Lineage: Eukaryota; Metazoa; Chordata; Chondrichthyes; Rajiformes; Rajidae
Product: folate receptor alpha-like
Exons: 5
Coding region: 80-841 (253 amino acids)
Cellular component (GO): external side of plasma membrane
Molecular function (GO): signaling receptor activity
Source: RefSeq, a predicted model, not a curated record
UGAGAGGAAGGAGCUGCCGGGGGGAAGAGGUGGAGGUGGUGCAGGUGGUGCAGGUGGUGCAGGUGCCAGCGCCAGGAAGAUGCUGGAGUUGCUGCUGGUCACACUGCCCCUAGCUCUGGCCGCGGAGAGGGACAUUCUCAACAUCUGCAUGGAUGCCAAACACCACAAGGUGAAGCCUGGUCCCGAGGGCCGACUCUACAAGCAGUGUGAGCCAUGGAGAGACAAUGCUUGUUGUACAGCCAACACCAGCGUGCACGCACACAAUGACCAGUCGCACCUCUACAACUUCAACUGGAAUCACUGUGGCACCAUGACGGAGAAAUGUAAACGGCACUUCAUCCAGGACACCUGUUUGUACGAGUGUUCGCCCAACCUGGGCCCCUGGAUCCAACAGGUGGUUCGGUCGUGGCGUAAGGAGCGUGUCGUUGGCGUGCCGAUCUGCAAGACGGACUGCGAGGAGUGGUGGGAGGAUUGCUGGGACGACCGCACCUGCAAAUCCAACUGGGCGAAGGGCUGGAACUGGACCUCAGGCAUCAACCAGUGCCCAGUGGGCUCCGAGUGCCGGCCGUUUGGCGAUGUGUUCCCCACCGCGAGGGACCUGUGUGAGAAGGUGUGGAGCAACUCGUUCCGUUGGACAGAUCACCCGCGGGGCAGUGGUCUCUGCAUGUCCCUCUGGUUCAAGGCCGGCCUCAAGCCCAACCCCAACCAGGAUGUGGCACGUCACUACGCCCUGCAGAUGGGCCUCAUCUCCUGCAGCAGCCUGGCAUGGCCCAGCCCCCUGCUGCUAGGCCUCAGCCUGCUCCUCUCCCCCUCCCUCUCCCUCUCCCUCUACCUCUCCUAGCCCACACCCUCUCCCCCUCCCCCUCCCGCUCCUAGCCCCUACUGCAGCCUGAGGUGAGGGGUUGGGGUGGGAGGGGGUCUCGGGCCCAGCUACCCCCCUUCCCCCCCACCUCACUGCCGCCACAGACUCUUCCGCUCGGUGUAACCGAUGCACAAACACUUCACCGGCUGCGGUAACGGUGAAACGGCAGAGCUGCAGGUCGACAUAGAUAUAUAUAUUUUUGAGGGGGGGUCCUGUUUUUGUACAGGGAGGGGGUGGAAACUCUUCCCCCCCCCCCUCCCCCGUCACACGGGACGUCCCGAGACUAGUCGACGAGUCGUCACGGUUACGCAAAGCCCCGCCUCUGCGCCGCAAGAUCCCAGGAACAACGGAGAUUUGUACAGCACAGGCCCUUCGGCCCAUUAACCCCAUGCCAGCCUGCUCACACCCCCCCCCCCCCCCCCCGAAGAACAAUCUCUGCCUUAUAAUUACCCACUGACUUGUGGCCUCCACCGCCGUCUGUGGCAACGAAUUCCGCAGAUUCGCCGCCCUCUGGCUAAAGAAAUUCCUCCUCGUCUCUCUAAAGGUGCGCCCUUUAAUUCUGAGGCAGUGCCCACUGGUCCUGGACUCCUCCCACCGGUGGAAACACCCUCUCUGUCGAAAGCCUUUCGCUAUUCGUUUCAAUGCAGUCGCCCACUCACCCUUCUAAACUGCAGCGAGUGCAGGCCCAGUGCCGAUAAACGCUGAUCGUAAACUUUAACCCCACUCGUAUGUUCUCCGUCUGUUCAAGAGCGUUUACUCGGCAUUUGUAACGGCAACAGGACAAUGAAAUGCUGCAGAGCUGUCGGCAUGGUGAGGCAAAGACUCAACAAAUGAAUAUACAGUCAUCUGCAAUGUAACAAACCUAUAAUCAGUAAUAGACACACAACGCUGGAGUAACUCAGCGGGACAGGCAACUGCUCUGGAGAGAAGGAACGGGUGACGUUUCGGGUUGAGAUCCUUCUUCAGACUGAGUCGGGGGAGAGGGAGGUUCACAGAUAAGGGAGUGCAGCGUAGGUUCGCCAGGUUAACCUCCGGGAUGGCGGGACUGUCAUAUGCUGAGCGAAUGUGAGGUUAUCCACUUUGGUGGCAAAAACAGGAAGGCAGAUUAUUAUCUAAAUGGUGUCAAGUUGGGAAAAGGGGAAGUACAACAGGAUCUGGGGGUCCUUGUACAUGCUAUAUGUAAGAGGGAGUUAGAUGUGGCCCUUGUGGCUAAAGAGAUCAGGGGGUAUGGAGAGAAGGCAGGUACAGGAUACUGAGUUGGAUGAUCAGCCAUGAUCACAUUGAAUGGCGGUGCAGGCUCAAAGGGCUGAAUGGCCUACUCCUGCACCUAUUUUCUAUGUUUACAUCAGUCACUGAAAGUAAGCAUGCUUGGACAACAGGCAGUGAAGAAAGCGAAUGGCAUGUUGGCCUUAAUAACAAGAGGAGUUGAGUAUAGGAGCAAAGAGGUCCUUCUGCAGUUGUACAGGGCACCUGGAGUAUUGU